This is a messenger RNA of Alternaria alternata, 870 nucleotides long. RefSeq lists its product as hypothetical. The record is from RefSeq and is a predicted model, not a curated record. NCBI's taxonomy places the organism in Eukaryota, Fungi, Ascomycota, Dothideomycetes, Pleosporales, Pleosporaceae. Bases 1 to 870 code for a protein of 289 amino acids. The transcript has 3 exons.
AUGGACGCUAGCGCCUCCAAUAUCAAUCCUUCGCAGCUCCCAUUCGACCGGAACAUCACUUUUCAUGACUCUUCGUUCUUUCAAAACCACGGGAAAUCGCGUACUCUUCCAUCACCACAAAAAGUAAGAGAGAUCGCCAAGGCAACUAACAAAAACGCGUGGUUGAGGAGUCGACCACCACCAGUAAUAUGCGAAGAUCUCGGUUUGUUGGUGAAAUAUGGAGAGGAGAUUACGAUUGCAGAAGGCCAGUGUCUCUUAGCCUUACGUCAGUUGCUUCCUGAUACUGUACCGGUUCCAGAGGUGUAUGGAUGGCGCGAAGACGAUGGGCAGGUAUUCAUCUACAUGGAGCUUGUGAACGGUACGACAUUAGAAAGAAGUUGGGACAACAUGAAAAAAGAGGACAGAAUGGCGGUCUGUCAUCAACUACAUGCUAAGAGUCCAUUCGUUGGCCAUAUUGGCGGACAGCCGCUUUCAGAUGUCAUCUUCGAUUCCAGUUUCGCAAAAACUCCUGGACCUUUCCAAAACGUAUCAGCAUUUCAUGAUUAUUUCACAACUCAUUUCGGGCUAAGCAAAGAUUUCGGUGUUCAACCACCACAUAAGUUUCGACAAUACCUCCCAGACCAAGAUCCUAUCAUCUUCACACAUGCAGAUCUCCAUCCCAGUAACAUACUAGUCUCCGCUGGACCUAACACUCGCGUCGUGUCGAUUAUAGAUUGGCAUCAGUCGGGUUGGUAUCCUGCAUACUGGGAGUACUGCAAGGCACGUUCGACGGCUCGUGUUGGCGAAGAAUGGGAAGCCCAAUACAUGCCAAUGUUCUUGGACCGACAUGAUGAUUAUUAUUUCAACUAUUUUUGUAGUUGUUGGUUCUAG